Messenger RNA from Ailuropoda melanoleuca (giant panda), 807 nucleotides. RefSeq names its product CMRF35-like molecule 8. The transcript has 2 exons. Gene Ontology annotation, molecular function: transmembrane signaling receptor activity. NCBI's taxonomy places the organism in Eukaryota, Metazoa, Chordata, Mammalia, Carnivora, Ursidae. The record is from RefSeq and is a predicted model, not a curated record. The annotation marks the transcript as partial. Gene Ontology annotation, cellular component: plasma membrane.
GGAAAUGUUCAAGUGUGGCCCCACUCUGUGGGACGAGUGUGGACAGCGAGAGGAGCAGCUGGGUCGUGGAAGGGACAGCAAUCUGAACGCAAUCUUGGACCAGGAGCUGUCCUGUCAUUGGGAUUGAGAGGGCUCUGCCGUGAACCUGGCUGCUUCUCUUCCCAGCUUCCUGCACCCCGGCCAGCUUGAGUCACCGUGGAAGAAGAUUGUGAGACCAAACCCAGGCUGGACGAGGAACCAAAGAGGCCUCGGAAAGCAGAAGUGGGCCGUGGAGACUGAACCCUCUGUGAGGAGGCUUGAAAUUGCCCCCCUCAGGAGCCUGGCUUUGCGAGGGGUGUCGUCUGUGCUGCAGACAUGACCCCGGGGGACGGGAGGCCAUGGCUGCCUGUAGCACUGCUCCUUCUGCAGGUCCCAGGCUGUUCAUCUCUGAGUGGCCCCAACUCCGCAGCGGGCACUGUGGGGGGAUCCCUGAGUGUGCAGUGUCGGUACGAGGACAAAUUCAGAGAGAAUGCCAAAUACUGGUGCAAAAACCGAUGUGUGUGGAAGAUUGUGGAGACCAAAGCGGCAGACAGAGAAGUGAGAAAGGGCCAUGUGUCCAUCAGGGACCAUCGUGCAGACCUCACCUUCACAGUGACCUUGGAGAACCUCACAGAGAGUGAUGCAGGAACAUACUGGUGUGGGAUCGAUACACCAUCGCUCCCAGGAUACUUCCGUGACCCCGUAUUCCGCAUUGUGGUGUCUGUGAGCCCAGGUGAGCUGUGCACACCCCCUCCCCCAGCGCCAGCACCAGGGUUGCCUGAGACUGGG